AUGGCCUCCGACAAUGAUUCAUCGGAUCUCUCGUCGCUUUCAUCGCUUUCACCGGUUCCAUCCGAUGACGAGCUCGAUGCUGGCAACGGAGCGCCCAAGAAUGAUGGCAUUCUGAAGUUCUUCUCCAAGGUAUCGGAGCAAUCGCCUAGAUCGCCAUCGCCUCCCCCGAGAAAAAGAUCGCCGUCGCCGACUCACGAAUACGUCCUCGCCGAUAACCCCGAUAUUGCUUUCAUUGUCAUGUUUAGAAGCCGAUUUAUCGAUGCGCUACCGAAAUCGCUUGCGAAUUUCGGUCCUCAGGAACUGGAGCGAGAUGUUGUCGAGCCCAUCCCAGGAGACCGCGCAGAGCACUUUCUGUGCGCGCUUCUAGGACUACUGUUGAAUCGAAAACAAGACGUCAAACCUGGACACUACAACAGGGCGUUAGAGGACGCGAUUGCGUCGCACAAGGGCCAGUGGCCAGCCUCGUGGGAGGACAAAAGCCCCUUGACUGGUGGCGGUGGAUUUAACACCAUGAACCCUACACAAAGACUUACCCUUCUCCGAACAUUAAUCUUGUGGACAAUGUCUUCUUCGGAGAGUGUCAAGGCCAUAAUCAACCAAGCCUACAAACAAAACCGACACGAAGACGACUUGAACCAACCUCGCGCAGUUCAGCCAUGGGGCUCUGACGGCGACAAGAGAAGAUACUUCUUGGUGGAGGGCCAAGAUGAUACUGCGUUCCGCGUAUACAGGGAGAGCAACCCUGCCGGAACGAACCGCACAUGGUGGAGUGUCGCUGGUUCGAUUGAGGAAUUAAGGGCACUGGCAGAGAAGCUCAAUACGAAAGACGGCGGCCCCAAGGCGAAGAAGCUUAGCAAUAAGAUGAUACAGGCAAUUCCUCGCUUCGAGGCGGGUGAAGAGAAACGAAAGCGCCGCGAGUACCGCCUAAUGCGCAAGGAACAGUUCAAGCGACCAGAGCCAGGCUUUUCCAUGUACGAAGGCAGAACUCGUGGUAAGCGUGUCAAGUAUACCUACUCCGAUGAUGAAGACAUGUUCUAUUCCGAUUCGACCAAUCGUCGAUCGGCGCGUAACACAGGCGCAAACACGCCGGCAGAGCCGCCGACGACAGCCAGCGGACGUACCGUCCGUGUACCUUCACGAAUGGGGGCAGGCGAUGACAGCGCCGCGGCAAGCAUCCAAGGGGAUUACUCGGAAGCUGACCGGGAGGGCUCCGUUGGGGUCACCGGUAGACCGCGGCGAGCCGCAGCGACCGGCUCAGCAAAUGGUUGGGGUGAGGCAAAUGGCCGUGGCCACAGCAAUAGGCCUUCGUUAGACUCAGACGAUGCUGCUAGUGAGGCUGAAUUUGGGGAUGAUGAAGAGGACGCGGAGGCGCACGUACCGGAAGAAUCCGAGGAAGAGGAUGAUGAGUUUGACGAGGAUGAGGCCAUGGUUGAUGAUGAUAUUGAUGACAGUCCAAAGAGCCUUGUGGUCAAGUUGGCCAUCAAGACACCAAACUUGAGAACUGCUCUGAGCCCUAUUGAGUCAGUGCCGAAUGCACUACCAACUCCAAAUGUUGAGGAUCAGAAGCCAGCGCUGGGUGAGACUCCAUCCAAGGCCGUCGUCGAUGUUAUCAUGGAGGACUCGCCCGCACAGGAGGCUGGGCGAGAAGAGCAGUCGGCGCUGCUCACUGAAACUAAGCACGAAGACCAGUCCGCUGACAAGCCCGAUGCUCAGACUGAGCAAGCUGGACCUGACAUUGUGGCUGCCAGCUCUACUGCCGUUUCCUCGGCACCGUUGGCAUUCCGCGGCAGCCCCGAGAAGAAGCAUGUACAACCGGCUGCAGUGCCAGGCAUUAUCAACGCGCCCCAAUAG
Messenger RNA from Cordyceps fumosorosea ARSEF 2679, 1851 nucleotides. RefSeq lists its product as hypothetical. The record is from RefSeq and is a predicted model, not a curated record. NCBI's taxonomy places the organism in Eukaryota, Fungi, Ascomycota, Sordariomycetes, Hypocreales, Cordycipitaceae. The transcript has 5 exons. Bases 1 to 1851 code for a protein of 616 amino acids.